Messenger RNA from Metarhizium album ARSEF 1941, 198 nucleotides. RefSeq lists its product as uncharacterized. The record is from RefSeq and is a predicted model, not a curated record. NCBI's taxonomy places the organism in Eukaryota, Fungi, Ascomycota, Sordariomycetes, Hypocreales, Clavicipitaceae. The transcript is spliced from 2 exons. Bases 1 to 198 code for a protein of 65 amino acids.
AUGCUCUUCCCCUCGACCUUUAUCCCGGCUGCCCUGCUCUUCCUCGGUGCCGCAGUUGUCUCUGCCAGACCUGUCUCCGAGGUGGCCACAGAGAGCAGCGCCGCCGCACCAGAGAGUUACGCCGUCAGCGCCAUUCUGCGCUACCGCCAGAAGGAAAAGAGGGACGUCGAGGACCUGGUCGUCCGUGUAGCAGAGUAA